Messenger RNA from Adineta steineri, 2823 nucleotides. Lineage: Eukaryota; Metazoa; Rotifera; Eurotatoria; Adinetida; Adinetidae. The record is from the annotation of a GenBank genome assembly.
AUGACUACAGUUGCAAGAAAAUCAGCAAGCAGUCAAACUCGAGAACAAUUAAAAGAUAUUAAUGAAGAUGAGUCUAAUACGAAAAUAACUAUCGAUAGAAAUAACAAUGCAAUUGAAAAAGAAUCAGCUGAUGUUAGCCAAGAUAAAAUAUCAAUAAAUAGACGUAAACAACGGCCAAAAAGCACAACUAUAAGAGAUGAAUAUAAAUAUGUUGGUGAUAUAUAUGCCGAAAAGAAACAUGGUACAGGUAUUUUAUCCUGGCCAGAUAAACAAACAUAUACCGGUGCAUUUUAUGCUGAUAAACGACAUGGUUUUGGUAGUUUUCAAAAUCCAGAAAUUUUCGAAUUUAAAGGUCUUUAUCGUCAUGAUGAACGAUUUGGUCCAGGUAUUUUAAUGUAUCAAUCUUCUCAAUGUGCUGAUGUAGGUUUCUGGUUGAGUGAUGAUCUUGUUCGUCUUGUUUAUCCACAUCCGACACUUAAUUUGGAUAUUCAUAUAAUUGAUAAAAAACCUCGAACUGAUUCUUCAUGUAUGUUACAAUCAUGGUAUUCACCUUAUGAAUUACUUUCAACUAUAAUUGAUUUUGAUUAUAUUUUAAAUAAGAAACCAAAUGCUUUAUUAUGUAAAAAUAUUGAAAAUGAAAAUUCGACAUUUACUCAAUAUUUAAUUGAACAUGCGGAUCAAGUUCAAAAAGUUAUGCAUGAAAAACGUGCACAACUUGAUGCUUAUCUAUCAAAUUUUAAUGAUGAAAAUAUAUUAGAUGAGAAAGUUUUUAAUGAAAGAAUGGUGGAUAUUCCAAUACCAAAUGAAACAUAUGAACAACAACAAUUAUUUUAUCAUACAAAUAAAUAUUUACCAUUAAAACAGCAAGCAACAUAUCCUAUUGAUGAAAUUUUAUCAAAUAAUCGUUUAACUUUUCCAGAUCCUGGACCAUUGGAAAAGUCGUCAUUGGUUCUAUUAGAAUUAGCAUAUAAUGGUGAAUUUAAAAAAAUUCGUGAUCUUCUUUUACAUAAUCAAACUUAUGUUGAUGUUUGUGAUUCUCGAGGUUUAACUGCAUUACAUUUUGCUACACAUAAUAUUCAUAUGGAUGCUAUAAAUAUACUCCUUGAUUUUGGUGCUAAUGUUAAUCAAUUAACAGAUGAUGGAUUAACACCACUUGCUAUUGCCUUUUUAUUUUACUAUGGAAAUGAUCCACAAGAAACAAUUAAUACAGCUUUAGAACAUUCCGAUGAAAUUAUUUUAAAUUCGAAAUCAACAUCCGCAAUGGAAGGAAGACAAUCAAGUCCGAAAGAUAAUACAACAACAACAACAAAAUCAGUAUGUGAAAUAAGUAUACCAGAUGAAGAUAAAUCAGGACCUUCUGGUGAAUCAAAUUGUUAUGGAUAUGAAUUGACGGAUACUCUUCGUGAACGUAUGCGAGAUGGGCAAUUUCGAGAAUCAGUUCAUACACUUAUCAAACUUCUUCUUCGUCGUGGUGCUGAUCCUUCACUUAGUGAUUGGCCACUACCAGUUUUAGCUGAAGCUAUUCGAGCAGGUGAUAAAGAAAUGGUUGAAAUAUUACUGAAGAAAAAAGCUCAAGUUAAUUGUCGAUUAAAUCCUAUACGUCAUGCGAAUCUAACUCCAUUACAUAUUGCUUGUGGUUGUUUAGUACCAACUGCACUUGAUAUUGUUCGACUAUUAUUAGAACAUGGAGCUGAAGUUAAUGUAGAAUCAUCACCAGUUGAUAAAGAAUAUUUAUCACUUGCCGAUUUAUCCGUUCGUGAUACUUUUAAAACAGCAAGUCAACAACAUGGUCGUACUCCUUUACAUAUAGCAUGUACACGAGAAGCAACUGAAGAUACAUUAUCUAUUGUUCGUCUUUUACUUAAACAUCAAGCGAAUCCUAAUGUUGUAUGUAAUGGUCAGACACCACUUUCACUUGCUAUUUCUAUGGGAAAUGAAUCAUUAGUUGAUACACUUAUCGAGUAUGAAGGAACAGAUCCAUCUAUUUCACUUGGAGAAGGAAAUGGAAAUGCAUUAUGUACUGUUGUAUCAACUGCUUAUGAAUCUCGAUGGACUCAUAAUAAACGAUUAGAAUUGGUUGAACGAAUGGUAGACAAAACUCCAAAAGUACUUUAUCCUGUUCGAUUUAGUGUCAAACAAAUAUCAGGUUCAUCCGUCGAUUAUGCUUACUACUCAUUUUUUGCUGAUACUCGAAUAGCUCAAACUCCAUAUCAUAUAUUAUCACCGGACGAACGACUUAUAUAUAAAGAACGAAAAGAAUUACUUGCUCAGGUAGCGAAACGAUUUCGUGAGGAAGUGACAAAAGAUAAGGACUUAUUGAAUGUACCAAUACCUGAACAUCCAACUGGAAUAACGAGAGGACAUACAUAUUCACAACGAACACAUACGAAUACUCGUUCAUCAAACGGCAAAUCUGGUCAAACAAAUUCUAAACCGAAUAAUGAUUUUCAUUUUUGUGCUACAUGUGGUCGUAGUACAGGUGUUCGACUUACACCCUGUAAAGAAUGUGGAAACGUUUAUUUUUGUUCUAAGAUAUGUAAAACAACAGGAUGGGAUGCUUUUCAUCAAGAUGAAUGUCAAAUAGAACAACCAGGUGAUCCAACAGCUGGUAAUAAAAAUCUAACAGGUGUUGAUGGUGCUUUAUUAAAAAAAGAUCUUUCAUCUCUUAAAACUUCACAAAAUCAAUUACCAACUCUUUCAGCAGCGAAAUUAAUACGUCAAAAACGAUUGAAAAAAAUGGGAAAUUUACAUCCUUCUUUGGAAGGAGUCAGUUUAUCGUGGAAUUAUACAUAUGAUGCUCCAGAAAAUUACAGCUUUAGUUAA